Messenger RNA from Nicotiana tabacum (common tobacco), 1146 nucleotides. The record is from RefSeq and is a predicted model, not a curated record. Lineage: Eukaryota; Viridiplantae; Streptophyta; Magnoliopsida; Solanales; Solanaceae.
AUGAAUAGGCCUAGUGGUAAAUAUUAUGAAAUAGAAAGUGAUGAAGGUGUUAGGACUCUACUGUCUUUGGUUAGUGAUCAGUUUAAUGUUAUUGACUUCUUUGUUGUAGAUGAGUGUGAGUUAAGUAUUAAUGUUCAUAAUAUAGUCCAGCACAUUGAGUCAAACAUAGUAGAACUUGAUGCUGCUACUGACUGUAGUUCAAAUGACAGUGAAGAACAUGGCUAUCAGUCUUGUGAUUCUUCAGAUAAUUCUGACAGUGAAUCUGAUUCAUUAGAACUACUGCAUACACAAAAAGAGAGGAAGAUAUCUGAUAAAUUGACUGAGUAUAAGGAGUUACACAAGUCCAUGACAUUCAAAGACAUUCCAGAAGCUAAAAAAUUCAUCAACCUGUAUUCCCUUGCUAAUGGUUAUGGGUUAAAACAACUUAAGAGUUGCCCCCAAAAGCUUAGGUACAGAUGUUUAGAUGAAGACUGCCCCAUUGUCUGUCAUAUUUUCAAAGACUCUAAAGGUCCUGGUGUUAAAUUCAAGACAUUAAAGGAAGAAUAUAAGUGUAAUACUGUAUAUGAUAACCAUAGGAUGAAUGCAAAAACCAUAGCCGCUUACUUUAAGAGAGGGCUUCAAGAUAAUCCUAGGAUUAAAAUUAAGGAGAUGAUGACAAGUGUAAAAGCUGCAUUUAACAUCAAUGUUAGUCAUUCAAUGUGUAAGAGAGCCAAAAAAAUGAUAUUGGAGAAAAUGGAGGGUAGUUUUGCAGAUGAGUACAAUAAGCUUGAGGCUUAUGCUAAUGAAUUAAGGUCUAGUAAUCCAGGAACAGAUGUGGUGAUUAAUAUUUCAAAGGAUGCACUUAGUAAAGGUAAAAGAAGAUUCCUAAGAAUAUACAUCUGUUUUCAUGCAUUGAAAAUGGGGUUUAAGAGCGGGUUGAGACUAUUCAUUGGCUUGGAUGGAACUUUUUUGAAAGGAAAAUGCAAGGGUCAAUUGCUAGUAGUUGUUGCUCAAGACUCCAGGAGGCACUUUUAUCCCUUAGCUUGGGCUGUUGUUGAUAAAGAGACCAAAGUGACAUGGAGUUGGUUCUUAAGGUUGCUACAACAUUCAUUGGACCUCAAAAUGGGAGAAGGGAUCACAUUUAUUUCAGAUAUGCAAAAGGUAUGA